AUGCAGAAACAAAUGAUGUACAUUCUUACAAUCAUUUUCAGACAUGUGGCAUCGGUUAAACAGAUUAAGGCCAUCUUGUUAGAAUUGCACCCAGUACUACCAACCAGAGAUGAAGCCUUUGGUGGUGAUAAAACUACCUUGGAGCGGGAGGAAAGGAUUCAAAGAAUUAAAAGACAAUGUCCAGAUGAUAGGCCAGCACCAAUGCGGGAUGAGAUCUUUCAGACAAAGAAACAGAAGCCUAUCAGCAAACUUCCUCCAGGUUGGUUGGAUUGUCCUGCAUUUGGAUGGAAGAUAGGUUGCAUUAUUCCUUCAAAUGUUCCACUGGGUGAAACUUUCAACAACUGUGUUCUUCCCGGCAAAAGAUGCUCGUUUAGGCAAGUCCUCCACCAACAAAGAGUUUUAGGAAGAAAGUUUGGUAUGGUGAUUGAUCUUACAAAUACAAGUCGAUACUAUUCAUUGUCAGAUUGGAGGAAAGCAGGCACCAGGCAUGUAAAGAUUCAAUGCAGAGGCCAUGAUUCUGUACUCGACAAUGUGUUUGUAAAUUUAUUUGUCUAUGAGGUUUCACAAUUUCUUGCCCGCCAGAAACAUGUACAGAAGUAUAUUCUUGUGCAUUGCACACAUGGGCAUAAUCGCACUGGGUUUAUGAUCGUUCAUUAUCUUUUGAGAACGCUGCCGAUAUCUGUCACUCAGGUACUUAAAAAAAUUUCUGAUGCUCGUCCUCCUGGGAUCUAUAAGCCAGACUAUAUUGAUGCCCUAUAUGCCUUCUAUCAUGAGAAAAAACCUGAAAUGGUUGUUUAUCCUCCAACACCUAAGUGGAAAAGAUCUUCUGAGCUUAAUUUGAAUGGAGAUAUGCCAGAUGAUGAUGACGAUGGAGGUCCUCCGGCUCCUUUGCCUGUAUGUGUUUCUGCAAGAGAACUUUCCCCUUUGAUAUUGUUGGCACUUUAUUCACGGGUGAAGUGUUUGGUUAUUCCUUCUCUGUUGAAAGUUUAAGCCUUCCGUUUCCACUAGUGCGGUGUUCAAUUUGAUUGAAAGUGAACACUAGUGGUACCAUUCUAGUGGCACUCAACAUUAGAAUGAGAAACCCAUCACUUUUUGAUACUUCUACGGUGAGGAAGUAGUGAAACUUGAGUGUGAGUGCAAUAUUAAGCUUGAUUAUGAAAAUCACCAAUUCAUGACCUUCCCAAGCAUUUUGCCAACGGAGCUUGCAAAUGAGAAACUCUUAGAGGAACGACCUUGCAAUACUUGGGAUGCUAGGAUUGCUGCAGCUUUUUAAAGACAUGAUCUGGCCAUUAAGCAUCAUGCUUGUCAAGGCUAGAUUACUUGAGCCACCUUAUGUGAAUCUACUUCCGUCAACCAUAAGACAUCUUCCAUGUCUAGUCGUUUGUCUUUCUUCUUGGUUCGAUGAAAUUUGAACCAGCAAAUGUCAGUGAGGAAUUCUUUUCCUUGGACGCGGCGUCAACUGUGCUUCAAUUCCAAACUAGUUUUAGUUAAGGAUAUGAAUCCUCUAUAUAAUGUGCUCUAUUCGGCCCAGUUUCAUUUCAAUUCUGGAAUGAUAAUAAAAAAAAUGAUCGCUUGUGCUCCUUUAUCUAUCCGUUCGCACCCACCAGCCCUUUGGUUCAUAAUUCCAUUUCCUUAUUAUGUGAUGUUAAAGAUUUCCUAGGAUU
This is a messenger RNA of Lycium ferocissimum, 1664 nucleotides long. RefSeq lists its product as uncharacterized. The record is from RefSeq and is a predicted model, not a curated record. Gene Ontology annotation, biological process: dephosphorylation; 7-methylguanosine mRNA capping. The coding region runs from base 1 to 990 and encodes 329 amino acids. Gene Ontology annotation, molecular function: protein tyrosine/serine/threonine phosphatase activity; mRNA guanylyltransferase activity. The transcript is spliced from 8 exons. NCBI's taxonomy places the organism in Eukaryota, Viridiplantae, Streptophyta, Magnoliopsida, Solanales, Solanaceae.